CGUCAUCCAAACUUGGUUGUCGGGCGUCAUUGAAGGUCAAAGGGCUGGACUAUAUAAUAUGCAUGUAGGAGUGAAUAUAUCAGAUCAGUAUCAACAAGAGUCAUAUAAUAAACAAGUGCUCGGAGAAGUAGGCAAGUAGCAAUCUAGAUAUUAAAGUAACUCAUACAGUUUACCAUGCCGAUUGGAAAAGCGAGAAAAUGCACAAAGAAGAUGAAGACUAUAUCGCGUUGUGUUGAUAAAAUCCAAAUGAAUUUUGCCAUUCUUGGUUCAAGUCACAGCGGCAAGACAAGUCUAGUAAAACGUUUCUUGUGUGGGUCCUUCAGUGAUGAAUAUAAUCCAACUUCGAUGGAUGUAUUUGAAGAACAUUACAGACUCGACGCUACAGAUGUUGGUGUCUCUUACCAGAUAUUUGACAUUACUGGUUCCGAUGACUUUCCCGCAAUGAGACAACUUGCAAUCAACUCUGCUGAGACAUUUGUUAUUGUUUACGCUGUGAAUGAUCGAAAAUCCUUCGAGGAUGCCAAAAAGGUGAAAAUGGAAAUAUUAAAGACAAAGGGACGAGGUGAAGUACCUAUAUUAUUGGUUGCAAAUAAAUGUGAUGUCGAUCAAGAGAAUCAUGUCGUCAGCUCUGAAGAAGGUAGAAUGUUAGCAAAACACUGGGGAUGCCAGUUCGCAGAAACCUCGGCAAAAAUUUCUCAGAAUAUUGACAAUUUAUUCACAGAACCUAUGAUUAUGAUAUUAAAACAGAAAUAUCCAGAACUGGCUACGUUCGGUUGCGAUAAUGGAGCUUUAGCCAUUGCUACUCGAUAGUUGAACACUUGCAAUACUACAAUAGACAUCAUAUUUGUUCAUAAUUAUGUAAAAAUGUAUAUAGAAUCAUUAUUUAUGAGAAUAAUCAGAAAUGAAUGAUAAUAAAAUAGAUAAAUACAUUGUGUGUAGUUCAUGUAUGUGUCCCUUUAUUAUAAUUAUAAUAUAACUGUAAGUUGUUCGAAAAUCAAUUUAUA
This is a messenger RNA of Paramuricea clavata, 1004 nucleotides long. NCBI's taxonomy places the organism in Eukaryota, Metazoa, Cnidaria, Anthozoa, Malacalcyonacea, Plexauridae. The record is from the annotation of a GenBank genome assembly.